UCAACCUACCUGCCUCGCUUGCACUUACACCCACGGGGGAAAUCUCAGUUCCUAGGUCUCCAGUGGGAUUCACGACACUUGAAGAGUCACAAGGUGCUAGGUUCCCGAGGCCAUGUGGUAUCUCAUUAUUUUACGCCUGAAUACUUGAACAAUCAUUAUACGCCGAGUCCAUCAGCACUCCCUUUUCUUCGCCUCAUCUGUCUGUGA
Molecule: messenger RNA, 207 nt
Organism: Colletotrichum lupini
Lineage: Eukaryota; Fungi; Ascomycota; Sordariomycetes; Glomerellales; Glomerellaceae
Exons: 1
Source: RefSeq, a predicted model, not a curated record